Molecule: messenger RNA, 192 nt
Organism: Trichobilharzia regenti
Lineage: Eukaryota; Metazoa; Platyhelminthes; Trematoda; Strigeidida; Schistosomatidae
Source: the annotation of a GenBank genome assembly
AUGGCAUAUAAUUUCUUCAAAUUGCUUCUUUGUCUUACAGCUGUUGAAAGAAUUCAAGCAGUAGAGAAUAUAUGUCUAAUCACGUGUAAUGAUAAUUUCUAUGUAACUGAACAGUUAGAAUACAGGUUUGUGAAUAAUGGUGGCAAUAACGAUAAUGACGGUAAUAAAAAUAAUAAUGACAAUAAUUACUAG